This is a messenger RNA of Clunio marinus, 204 nucleotides long. Lineage: Eukaryota; Metazoa; Arthropoda; Insecta; Diptera; Chironomidae. The record is from the annotation of a GenBank genome assembly.
AUGUUUCCUUGGAAAAAUGAUAUUUGGCUAGCAGUGGGCCACCGUACGAUAAUGAAAAUUAUAGAUUUUUGUGAAGAACAUCUUAAGAAAAGAGUUUUAUACUUGACAAAAUCAAGAAAUUGUUUGGAUUCUGUUAUGUCAUUAUUGACGCUUAUCAAGCAACAAUUGAUUUGGAAGAGUUUUCUCCUUUUUAAAUAUUAUUGA